AGUACUUCCGAGUGAAACAGAAAGCAAAAAGAAAUCCUGCUGCUAGUCCAGCCCACUCCGUCUGGUGGGCAUUUUCUUGGUUUGGAAUCUUUUUGUAUUUCAAGAAAACUCUUUUGCUGCUUUUUAAGAGUGGGAGUGGUCUUUUUCAUGAACAAAUUCUGAUUCUAAAAUUGUAGUGGAAAGGAAUGGAAUCAAAACUAAUUGGUGUUUAAAGAAUGAGAGGUAUGUUUUUUUCAUUUAUAAUAUGGGGGGUUCAACUUCAACAGCAAGUGACUGACCAACCUUAGUUGUAGACAAUAUAUAAUUAGUAUUAGUAUUAUAUGAUAUGUGGGUGAGGGGUUAUUUCAAGUGUGUUGUGUGGUGGUGGUGGUUGUGUUGUAUGGAAUGCCAAGCAGCAGCAGGAGUGAAUAGUACAAGUAGAGAAAAAAGAGGAGUGUUGUUGAAAAGCAUAUUGUUGGGAAGUACAAGUGGAUUAGGUUGUGCUCUUGUUUGUGCUUUGCUUAUAAGAUGCAUCUUUAUAUAUAUCAUCAACAGAGUUCCUAUCCUAAGAGGCCCUGUUGUGUUUUCACCAUCCAUCUCACCCAAAUCUUUACAAGCUGCUCUUGUUUCUAAUCAAUUGGUGCAUCUUGGUGGUGGCCCUUCUUCUUUAAAUAAUAACAAUGCACAAGAAGGCGGCGGCGGCAAGUAUUACAAGGCCACUCUACUUGACAAUGGUUUCACGGUGGCAGUAAAAAAGCUUCCCCCCUUUGAUGUAAACCACAACAAGACAAGGAGGAGAAUGCAAAGGGAUCUUGAAAUACUUGCUGGCUUGAGGCACAGGCACUUGUUAACCUUAAGGGCUUAUUUGUAUGAUGAGGAUACUGGUAGUGGUAGUGGUAGUGGUAGGUUUUGUUUGGUUUAUGACUAUGUUCCAAGUGGUAGUCUGGAAGACGCCAUGAAGCCGAGGACGGACAACGGAUUAUUGAUGCUGCAAAUGGGUUGGGAUGCGAGGCUACGAAUCGCGGUUGGGAUUAUCAAAGCCCUUCACUUUCUUCACUUCACGCAUUCCCUCUGCCACUUUAAUUUGAAACCUUCAAAUGUAUUGUUAGAUCCAGACUUUGAACCCCGCCUUACCGAUUCUGGCUUCCCCCCUUGUGCUUCUCAUCAUUACUACUACUACUAUGCCCCUGAAUGUUUCCCCAAUUUCAGUAUGUAUACGGAAAAGAGUGACAUCUUCAGCUUUGGGGUUAUAUUGGGAAUACUGUUAACGGGUAGAGAUCCGAGCGACCCAUUAUUCGGUCAGGCCACAAGCGGGAGCAGAGGUGAUAUGGGGAUGUGGUUUAGACAGCUUGUAGAAACAGGGGACGCUCGUGAGGCUCUUGAUAAGAGUCUUUUGGGACAAGAAAUGGAGGAAGAUGAGAUGUUGAUGGCUGUAAGAAUUGCGGCAGUUUGUCUCUCUGAUAUGCCUGCUGAUCGCCCUUCCAGCGAUGAACUUGUUCCGAUGCUCACCCAGCUCCAUAGUUUUUGAUACACAGCUUCCUACCAUAACUCAUGUUGUGGUCGCAUACUACCUGGCCAGGAUGUAUCCACUCUAACUUGGGAAUCUGUCAUGAUGCCUUUGUUUUUAAGAUACUAGAGUAAUCUUUAUAUAGAGCUCUAAGAAGUGUUGUGGCUCAUUUUGAAGCUAAAUAGAACUAAGCUUUAUUUAUAUAAUUAUUAUAUGUUAAAUGUCUUGUUACUUAUGGUACUUUUAUUUCGAUCGCUAUCCAAACAUCUUGGUUUAAGUAUGGCUGUGUUUCUGUAGAGCUCCACAUCUCUUUACUUCAUAUCAUCAUUUUAUUUUGUAUUUAUGGAUGAUAUCAAGAUGAUAGCUGUUCCAAAUGUUGAAUAUAAUAAGAGAGACCAGGCAGUCAGGCACUGUUUUGAAAGUU
This is a messenger RNA of Erigeron canadensis, 1910 nucleotides long. RefSeq names its product inactive leucine-rich repeat receptor-like protein kinase CORYNE. Gene Ontology annotation, biological process: protein phosphorylation. Bases 326 to 1507 code for a protein of 393 amino acids. The transcript is spliced from 2 exons. Gene Ontology annotation, molecular function: ATP binding; protein kinase activity. NCBI's taxonomy places the organism in Eukaryota, Viridiplantae, Streptophyta, Magnoliopsida, Asterales, Asteraceae. The record is from RefSeq and is a predicted model, not a curated record. Gene Ontology annotation, cellular component: plasma membrane.